AUGUCGUUGGUGGCGCACGACACGUUGCGGUGUCGAUGCGCCACCAACGACAUAGUCGUUGGGGGUAUGUCGUUGGGGACAACAAUGUAUAAAAAAAAAAAUGCAGCUGAAACCCUCAUUUCAUCAGUCAGCCUCUCUUCCCCUAAUCACCCGAAACCCUCAUUUCAUCACUGCCCUCUUCCCCUAAUCAGUCAGCCUCUCCGCCCAUCGUCAGCCGCCGUCGUCACCGGUCGUCGUCGUCGACUGGAGUGGAGCCGGUCGUCGUCGCCGUCGUCACCACAACCUUCGACUGGAGUGUCCGGCCACCUCCCUCUGCCUGAAGCCACGCGCGUUAGCCCAGCACCGUUCGUCAGAACACCUCCGGCAGCCAUUUUUGAGAUGGCAAUCGAUAAGACUUGGGUGACCAUGAGAAGUCGUAAGGAUCCAGCUUACUGGGAAGGUCUCCAAGUCUUUAUGGAACUUGCGUCUAAACACAAGGAUUGUGACGGAAGAAUUUUCUGUCCUUGUGUUAAAUGCAAGAAUACUAGAUUGCAUCCUUUGAAUACUGUGGAGGCACACAUCUUUACAAAGGGUUUCGAGAGCAGCUAUGAGAGGUGGAUUUACCAUGGGGAGCCAGAUGAACCUGUCGAGGCUAACAUCAAUGUCGAUGCGGAUGAGAUGGCAGGUGUCAUUGAAGAUUUCUUCCCUCCUAUAGAUGACGACGAAAGAGCUGGUGAUGAUGAAAUGCAGAGGGGUCAGUAUUAUGAUGACAUGUUUGAGGAGAUUGAGGCACAGUUGUAUCCUAGUUGCGAUUGGAUAUCCUGCCUCAACUUUAUAGCAAAGUUGAUGCACUUGAAAAAUUUGGGAAAAAUACCAAAUUAUAUCUUUGAUGAAUUGUUGAAGUUGUUGAAGUUUGCAUUUCCGAAGGAGAAUAAAAUUCCUGCAACACACUAUGAGGCGAAGAAGAAAUUAGGAAAAUUAGGAUUAGGGUACGAAUCAAUCCACGUGUGCGUGAACAAUUGUUGUUUGUUUCACAAUGAGCAUGCCUCGAAAGAUUUUCGCCCGGUGUGUGGGACCAGUAGAUGGAUUAAUGAGGAGACAAGCGAAAAAAAAGUAGCGCAUAAAGUGAUGCGCUACUUUCCGCUGACUCCUCGAUUGAAAAGAUUAUACAGUUCAAGACAUACAUCCAAAGAGAUGGUAUGUCAUCGUACUGGUCGUGUGAGAGAAAAUGGGGUUAUGCGUCAUCCUGUUGAUUCUGCCGCGUGGAAAGACUUUGACUCCAGACAUCCUGAUUUUGCAAGAGAUCCUCGGAAUGUUCGCCUAGGCUUAGCUGCUGAUGGAUUUAAUCCUUUUGGCAACAUGAGCCUCUCGUAUAGUAUGUGGCCUGUAGUGUUGGUGAAUUACAAUUCGCCACCUUGGAUGUGUAUGAAGGAUAACAAUUUCAUGUUGAGUCUCAUUAUUCCCGGACCGAAGUCACCUGGUAAGGACAUGGAUGUCUUUUUAAGGCCAUUGGUGGACGAGCUGAACGCAUUGUGGACUCAGGGUGUUGAAACAAGAGAUGCUACAACCAACUCAAUGUUCAACAUGCGCGCAGCUCUUCUUUGGACAAUUAAUGAUUUUCCUGCCCGUAGUAGCUUACGUUUCUUGCCAUGCAAUCAUCGUAUGAGAAAAGACCGUGAAUUUGAUGGAAAUUUUGAGAAGAGACCUCUGCCAAGACGAUUUACUUGUUCUGAAAUAUUAGAACAAGUGAAUGCUCUAUCUGAACGUGCUCCGGGGAAACGAAAAAGAGGCGACACUGAAAAUAACUGGAGGAAAAAAAGUAUUUUUUAUGAACUUGAGUAUUGGAGUGCAAAUGAGUUGAAACACAACAUCGAUGUUAUGCAUGUUGAGAAGAAUGUUUGUGAUAGUAUCCUUGGCACUCUCUUGGAUAAUGACAAGUCUAAAGACACCACUAAUGCAAGACAAGAUUUGAAAAAUAUGAGAAUUCGUCAAUCCUUAUGGAUUUUUGAAGAUGCUCGUAAAAGAUUGCUAAAACCACAUGCCCCUUGUGUGUUAACUGCUAAUGAUAAGCAAUUGUUUUGUAAAUUUUUGAAAGACGUUAAAUUGCCAGAUGGAUUUUGUUCGAACUUGAAGAAGAAAGUAACUAAUGACAAUAUUGUUGGAUUGAAAUCCCAUGAUUGUCAUGUCAUAAUGCAAAGGUUACUUCCAGUUUGUAUUGGCAAGUUUUUGUCGAAGGAAGUAUCAAGCACCAUUAUAGAAUUGUGCAAUUUUUUCAGAAUUUUAUGUUCAAGGACAUUGAACGUAAAAGACAUGGAGAAGGCCCAGGGAGACCUUAUUCACAUUUUGUGCAAAAUGGAGAGAAUUUAUCCUCCAGCGUUUUUUGAUAUCAUGAUACAUUUGGUGAUCCAUUUACCCGAGGAAGCCAUAUUGGGCGGGCCAGUUUUUAUGAGGUGGAUGUACCCUUUUGAGAGGUAUAUGAAAAAGCUGAAAAAUUAUGUUAGGAACAAAGCAAGGCCGGAAGGAUCUAUUGCUGAAGGAUACGUUAUAGAUGAGGCUUUGACAUUUUGUUCCAUGUACUUUAAAGGUGUGCAUACAAAAUUCAACUGUCCUAAGCGCAAUGAAGAUGCUCCUAGUGUAUCUCGCUAUUUAACAGUGUAUAAAUCUCAAUGUCGUCCACUCGGUAAGCAAACAAUAACAACGCUCGAUGAGAAGACUCGCAAAAGAGCUGAGUGGUACAUAUUUCAGAAUUCUAGCGAGAUCGACCCUUAUAUGACAGAGCACCUUGAAAUAAUCUCACAGAGGGACCCGAAUGGCAACCAUAAUCUUUUACACAAAAAAGAAUUUCCUUCGUGGUUUCAUAAGAAGAUUUUUGAUUUGUAUAAGCUCGGGUCUUUAGAACACAAUGAUGAAUUGCUAGCUUUAGCAGCUGGCUCUGAUCUCGUUGUGUAUUCAUAUCCGGCAUGUAUAGUGAAUGGAGUUCGAUUUGUUGUACACAGUCGAGAUAAAGACCGUAAUACUCAAAAUAGUGGGGUGUCCGUUGCAGGGACAGAAGGUUUUGACUAUUUUGGGGAACUUCAAGAAAUAUUGCAUUUGUCCUUUAGUGGUGCAUAUUCAGUUGUAUUAUUUCGGUGUAAGUGGUUCAACACAGAUCCGAGAAAGAAAAAAAUCAUUAUCGAAAAUAAUAUCACUAGCAUAAAUGUUAGUGGUGUAUGGUACAAAGAUGAUCCAUACAUUCUUGCCAGUCAAGCUAAGCAAGUUUUCUUUGUGGAUGAUCUAGUUAGAGGUCGUAAUUGGAGAGUUGUUCAUAAUGUCCAUCACCGCCAAGUUUGGAAAAAUAUUUUGGAUGCUUCUAAUGAGACAGAUGAUGUUGAUGUUAAAAAUACUGGAAUAAAAAUUUAA
Messenger RNA from Cannabis sativa, 3378 nucleotides. RefSeq lists its product as uncharacterized. The transcript is spliced from 7 exons. Lineage: Eukaryota; Viridiplantae; Streptophyta; Magnoliopsida; Rosales; Cannabaceae. The record is from RefSeq and is a predicted model, not a curated record. The coding region runs from base 1 to 3378 and encodes 1125 amino acids.